Messenger RNA from Alligator sinensis (Chinese alligator), 6290 nucleotides. RefSeq names its product nuclear factor kappa B subunit 1 (gene NFKB1). Lineage: Eukaryota; Metazoa; Chordata; Crocodylia; Alligatoridae. Gene Ontology annotation, biological process: innate immune response; non-canonical NF-kappaB signal transduction; regulation of transcription by RNA polymerase II. Gene Ontology annotation, molecular function: RNA polymerase II cis-regulatory region sequence-specific DNA binding; DNA-binding transcription factor activity, RNA polymerase II-specific; protein binding. The record is from RefSeq and is a predicted model, not a curated record. The coding region runs from base 1075 to 4140 and encodes 1021 amino acids. The transcript is spliced from 24 exons. Gene Ontology annotation, cellular component: cytoplasm.
UUUAGCUUUGUAAACAUACUAGUCAGAGUUACUUUCUCUGGGUAAAAAGCCAUACUUUUGUAAUUUGAAGAGAAGAUAAAACUGUUCAGAUUUGGUUCCCUGUAAUCUAUGUUAAUGAAUGAUCAGUAAGUUAGUUGCUAAAAUGCCGGAACAAAGCACUUUGUAAAAACCUGGAUGCAGCCUCUCAACUACUAUAAAAUGUUAUAGUUCAGUGACAGUGAAAUUAUGACAAGAUUGACCAGCUAGAGAUCUUCACAUAAUAUUUUUAUGUCUGAAUUUCCUUUACCCCUCCAUUACCUUUGGUUUAUUGUUUGCAAGACUGCGUUCAUUAUAAAAGGUUCUCAGUUUAAUAAGGGAAAGCCUUCCUUUCCUCUGUCCACACUCCCAUUGAAAGAAAAUGAUCAACAGUAAAGUCAGCACAGAGUAAAUUAAUUUCACUAAGAAGUAACAAAUAAACACUAAGGUGUUUAAGAUAAUGAAACCAAGAAUGUGUUUUUCAUUUUGGUUGGAGUUGCUUGUCUGAAAAGUACGGUCUUCAGAGAAGUAAUCUGCAACUGAUAGAGACUGUUAACUACAAAAAAUCAACAGAAGAUGAAUUGAGCCAUUUUAGAGAGUGGAAAAAGUGCUUGUGAUGGAAAACAGAAAAUGAGGAAGGAACAGAAAAAGCCAUGGAGAGCACUAUUUUAGAUCCACCUUUCUAAAUGUUCCUACUUUUUCAGUGCUGAUUAGCAAUUGUAUCUAUACAAAGAACUUCAGAUCUCAAAGCCAAUGUUAAAUGAAUACUGGAGUUUUUGUGAAAAGUAAAGUUCAGCUUUCUGUUACAUUGUUUUAAUUACUUCCCAUAUGUCACUGCCUUAUACAAGCUCCAUGGGAAAGCCCAGAAUGUGUCCUUCAGUGUACUGUGGUGUACCUAGUAACCUUAUCUCCAGAGCACAGAACUGGAAGCUUUUGAGUUUUGAAUGUUAAGAGGGUUAUCAAGCAUGUUCAAUAAUGAUUGAGAUUCAUAAGUUCAGUUAUGAACUCGGGGCCAAGUUCUUCCUUAUAGAUGAUGCAUAUCUAAUCUUACCAUCAUGAAUGAGGUUGAAAAGAAAGCUGAAAAAAAUAUAUACUAAUAUACUUUUAUUAAUUUGUAUUUCAGUGUUUGUUCUAAGGGAUGCUGCUGUUCUGAAAAUUCUAUACUCACUUAACAUGGCAGAAGAUCCCUAUAUCAUGGGAGUGUCUGAUCCUCAAAUGUUUACAGUGGAUCAAUUCAUGGGAAUGAAUGCAAUAUUUAAUAAUUCAGGUUACAUUACUUCAGACAUACCACUACGAGCAGCAGAUGGACCAUACUUACAAAUCAUAGAACAGCCUAAACAGAGGGGAUUUCGUUUCCGAUAUGUAUGUGAAGGGCCAUCACAUGGUGGACUUCCUGGUGCUUCUAGUGAAAAGAACAAAAAAUCGUACCCUCAAGUCAGGAUCUGCAAUUAUGUUGGGCCUGCAAAAGUAAUCGUUCAGUUAGUCACCAGUGGGAAGUCUGUCCACUUGCAUGCACACAGUCUGGUGGGUAAAUACUGUGAAGAUGGAGUAUGCACAGUUAAUGCAGGACCAAAGGAUAUGGUGGUAGGGUUUGCAAACCUUGGAAUACUUCACGUCACCAAGAAGAAAGUAUUUGAAACUCUAGAAACACGCAUGAUAGAUGCCUGUAAAAAAGGAUAUAAUCCCGGACUCUUGGUGCAUUCUGAACUUAAUUAUCUCCAAGUAGAAGGAUGUGGAGAAAGACAAUUAUCAGAUCGGGAAAAAGAAAUCAUUCGCCAGGCAGCAUUUCAGCAGACAAAAGAGAUGGAUCUCAGCGUAGUGCGCCUUAUGUUCACAGCCUUCCUCCCUGACAGCAAUGGCUGCUUCACAAGAAGACUUGAUCCUGUCAUAUCAGAUCCCAUAUAUGACAGCAAAGCCCCCAAUGCAUCCAAUUUAAAGAUUGUAAGAAUGGACAGAACAGCAGGAUGUGUGACAGGAGGAGAAGAGAUUUACCUUCUCUGUGAUAAGGUUCAAAAAGAUGACAUUCAAAUUCGUUUUUAUGAGGAGGAUGAAAAUGGUGGAAUGUGGGAAGGUUUUGGAGAUUUUUCUCCUACAGAUGUACAUAGACAGUUUGCUAUUGUGUUCAAAACCCCCAAGUACAGAGAUGUCAAUAUCACAAAACCAGCAUCUGUAUUUGUUCAACUGCGGCGGAAAUCUGAUCUGGAAACAAGUGAACCAAAGCCUUUUCUGUACUAUCCAGAAGUCAAAGACAAAGAAGAAGUGCAGAGGAAGCGACAGAAGCUGAUGCCUAACUUUUCUGACAGCUAUGGUGGAGGCAGUGGUGCAGGAGGUGGCGGGGGUGGAAUGUAUGGCGGUGGAGGAGGUGGUGCUGGCUCAGGGUUUGGUUACCCUUCAUAUGGGUAUACUGCUUUCGGAGGAAUGCAUUUCCACCCUGGUACAACAAAAUCGAAUACUGGAAUGAAACAUGGGCUUUCAAGUGAUGGACAUGAACAAGACAGGGAAAGCUGCAAUAAGCACAAUGACAAGCAGAAUGUGAAGCAUGGUGGGAAAAAGGAGAUCUCAGGCAGGGAUGACUCCCGACUCUGCGGUAAUAACGAGGAGGAGGAUGCUACUUUGUCACAUACAGCUCCAGAUGAAGCCAACUCUAGGUUACAAGAUGGAGUGUUCCUGGAGAAGGCCAUGCAGCUCGCUAAACGUCAUGCCAAUGCUCUUUUUGACUAUGCUGUAACUGGAGAUGUGAAGAUGUUACUAGCUGUUCAGCGCCAUCUCACUGCUGUCCAGGAUGAUAAUGGUGACAAUGUACUUCAUUUAGCAAUUAUCCACCUUCACGCUGAGCUGGUGCGAAACCUCUUAGAAGUGAUGCGGGAUUUGAAUUUUGAUGACAUCAUCAAUAUGAGAAAUGAUCUUUAUCAGACCCCCUUGCACUUGGCAGUUAUCACAAAACAGGCGGAUGUGGUGGAAGAUCUGCUGAAGGCUGGGGCUGAUGUCAGUUCUCUGGAUCGACAUGGGAACUCUGUCUUGCAUUUAGCGGCCCAGGAGGGAGAUGACAACAUUUUGGGCAUACUCCUUAAGCACAAGAAAACCUCUCUGAUGAUCAACCUUUCAGAUGGAGAAGUUUUCAUAUCUUGUUCUGUAGGUCUCAGUGCAAGUCACAUGGCAGUGCUAGCAAAUAGCAUGUCUUGCCUCAGGCUGCUGAUUGCUGCUGGAGCUGACAUCAACGCUCAGGAACAAAAAUCUGGACGAACUGCAUUGCAUCUGGCUGUUGAACAAGAGAACAUCUCUUUGGCAGGCUGCCUUCUGCUUGAGGGCGACGCAUAUGUUGACAGCACUACAUAUGAUGGAACCACUCCACUCCAUAUAGCAGCUGGAAGGGGCUCCACAAAACUGACAGCUCUUCUCAAAGCAGCAGGUGCAGAUCCUCAUGUUGAGAACUUCGAGCCAUUGUUUGAUCCAGAGGAUGUGAAAGGCAAUGAUGAUGAAGAUGAAGGAAUUGUACCUGGAACGACACCUUUGGACAUGGCCACCAGCUGGGAGGUGUAUGACAUAUUAAAUGGCAAACCCUAUGAAUCAAAGGUGGCUUCUGAUGACCUACUAGCACCAGAUAUGAAAGAGCUGAAUGAAGACUCCAAGAUGCAGCUGUACAAGUUAUUAGACGUACCUGACCCAAACAAAAACUGGUCUACCCUGGCACAAAAGCUGGGUCUUGGAAUACUCAAUAAUGCUUUCAGAUUGAGUCCCGCACCAUCAAAAACUCUGCUAGAUAACUAUGAGGUUUCUGGUGGUACAGUAAAGGAGUUAGUCGAUGCCUUGAAGCAAAUGGGUUACACAGAAGCAAUUGAAAUCAUUCAGAAAGCACGAUCCGUCCCACUAACUGAGUGCAGCCAGGAGAAUUUUACCUCCAAGGCUCCACCACUAUCACCAUUUGUUCCAUCCACUAAACAACAGACAGGUGAACUUUAUGAUAUCAAAUUCCAAGACACUGAAAGCAUGUGUGAUAGUGGAGUGGAGACUUCCUUCCGCAAACUUAGCUUUACUUGUUCCGAGUCCCUGAACAGCAAAUCAAUAACACUUAGCAAAAUGGCCUUGGGCUACGGCCAAGAACACUCGAUACAAGGCAAAAUCUAAUCACUUCACAGUAUACAAUUAUAGAAAGCAAAAUGACAUUUAAAACUCUGCCUGUGUGAAUUUCUCUGGGGGGAUGGAAAUGAGCUUACAGCCAAAAGUGCACUGGAAAAGAAUCAUUUGAACAAGUGGCUCAUAAACAUCACUUCCUUCCUUGUUUCUUAAGUAUGUUUACUUGCGUUCAUUUACAAUCAAUGUACCAUAACCAGAAUGCCAAUAACACGUAAUAUAGAGCUGGAUGGAAGGAACUGACUGAGUUUUCCUGGUGUCCAAGAUUUUCUUUAUGGAUGGAAGUCACUGUUUUCUUACAAGUUGGAAUGACCAGCUUACUUUCAUAGGAAAGGUAGGACACCCAGAGCAAUUGCAAGACAAAAACCUCUGACUAUCCUUCUCAAAGCUUUAUAGCAUAGUUGCAUGGAAAAGGAAGCUCAUAAAUGUGUUAAAUAAUGUCCCUUGAUGCCAACUUGUUGUGAUUUAAAAACAACAACAAAAGGAUCAUGUAUAUUUCAGUGAAUGUAAUUUAAACUUUACUCUGGUGCCUAUCAAGUAUGACAUCUUCCUACUGUAAAUACUGUUUUUAGACUCACCUUUUUAAAGGAGAAAUUUGUGCUCUUUAAAAUGCUUAUUUUUAUUUUACUUUUAUAAUAAAAAAUUAAAUUAAAUCCUUCCUUCUCUUUUAUUUCCCCUUUAAUUUUUUCUUUGUUUUUUCUGGAGAAUGCAAAUCUUUUCACUAUUUGUUAUAGGAAUUGAGAAUGGACAGUACAGAAUCAAUGCAAUUAAAGAAUCAGUUUCCUUAAAACAGGGAGAUGAAAUGGACCAUUUGGUAUCUUAGUAGUUUAGAGAUGAUGGUUCUUGCAUAGAUUGUCAGAUACCAAAACCCCUUUACCUGGGAUUCCCUAGCAGAGUUUCUCCUCAGAUUCACUAAUUAUGAGAAAAUUGUCAGGGUUGUGUGUUUUGGACUUAAGCGAAAAUCAGGGCAGUUUCUGGAUUCCAGAAAAAAAUAAUUGCCAUGAAUAUAUACCAAGUGCCACCACCAAUAUUCAUCUCUUUCAUUAGGACAGAACUAUAAACUAUACCUGCAAACAAGAGAUGCAGCUCUGAUGGACUGAAAAGCUCUUGGGUCUCCUUCUGUCUUCAGGUACAUGGAUGGAGGUCCAGCUGAGGUUAGAACCAAGGGUGAAUUUGGCAUCCUUAGUUUUACAACAUCACUCUUGCUGAUAAAUUAGUAGUGCAAGGAACCGACCUACCUUUUCAGCUCAAGCUACACCUUUCUUUAAUGAAGAUGUCAAGAAGGAUGUCUUGAGUAAAAUUUGCUCAAGGAUGUCUUGAGUAAAAUUCAUGGUCCACUCACACUGGAUUUUUAGGCAUAACUCCAGUAUGUUACCAGACUUUUUUGAGGUUUCUGUUAUGUUGCAGCCACCAGUGAUAAAUGUGUUACUGCUCAGCAUGCCUAGUCUGUUAGAUUUGUUCCCCACCAACAGAAAGCAUCUGCAUCUGGAUUUCUGGAAGCACUUUAUGCCCAAAAGCUGCAUAGUAGCUGUUCAAUCAAGACAGUGAUCACUAACAGAAGAGGAGUUUUCCUUUGUACCUGAAUCUGUUUACAUAACUCUUGCUGCAGAGGAAGUAUAAUGUUAAACAGGCUGAAACAGGUUUAGAGCAGAUUACUUUUUCUUAUGAUUUAGAAAUGAAAUGAGUGGGAACAGUUGCAACAGACCCACAGCAGUAGUAGGAUGCUUUAUGUCUUCCCUAAGGCAGGGUGGCACUUGGGUGUGGGAACACACAGGGCUAGCUGCAUCCCUACAAUGCUAAUAUCAGUAUUUUCAACAGCAGUGUCCCCACCUCCUGCCCCUUCAGCCACCACAAGCCUUAUUUUCAGAAGCACUGAACACACGUCGCUUCCACUGAUACCGAGGGAACUGUGGACAGCUAACUGAUCCUGACAGGGAAGGUGGACCCAUGCAUCAGGCAUCUCAGAAUGGAUAAUGAAAAACUGAAGCACCCAAAAACUCAGUGAAGGUCUUGCAUAUUCUGGCCUUCACCUCCUGCAUUCUGCUGCUGGCUCAGUUGUGCACACUGUGGCAGAACACCAUCUCUGUCUCUCACCAAACUCUGCUCUGUGACAAUUUGGUUAACAUGGGUCCUGCAAAGGGCAG